AUGGCAGCAGAUUCAAGAGGAACAGCAGUGCUGUGCAUGCCAAGGCAAUGGCAAGACAGAGAGAACAGUCCUGAGAGAAACAAAAUCUGGAUUGAGCCAAAGUCCAAGGCUGCUGAUCAGCAAAAAGUUGCUGUCAUUUACUACCUCUCUCGGAAUGGCCAGCUUGAGCACCCUCAUUUCAUGGAGGUCCCUCUCUCUUCCCCCAAAGGACUCUAUCUUAGAGAUGUGAUGAACAGACUAAAUUUUCUUCGAGGACAAGGCAUGGCCGACUUGUACUCUUGGUCUUCAAAACGGAGCUACAAAAAUGGAUUUGUGUGGCAAGAUUUGUCCAAGAAUGAAUUCAUCUACCCGUGUCAUGGCCAUGAAUAUGUUCUCAAAGGCUCACAACUCCUACAAACUUCUCUAAGCUGUCGAUCCUAUGAAACAGUACUGUCAUCAUCAACCUCAAACAUUUCCUCGGAAACAAACAGUACUUCCAGUGUAGAUUCUGUUAAUGCCCGGCCGGUCAUUCCCAGGAAAAAGAAUCAGUCAUGGAGUUCAUUUCACGACCUUCGUGAAUAUCAGGUUUACGAGGCCAAAACUGUCGGAGAGUUUGCCGGAAAAGCCGCUAAUGCAGCGACACAGACUGAGGAUAAGGGGAGGGGAAGAGGGGAAGAUCGGGAAGAAGCUGAAGAGUGUGAAGGGAGUGCUGCCAUAACUGAGCAGUCUGAGCUGAGUGGAGAAGUUACUUUAGCAUUUUCAAAGUCUUUGGAGAGGUCCAGGAAGGUUGAUGGGUCAGCAGAUUCAAGAAAUCGGACGGUGGAGAGUGAUCAUCGUCCCAGUGGGAGGAUGAAGCCGUCUACGGUUCUGAUGCAGUUGAUCAGGUGUGGAUCAAGAAGGAUCGGAGAUUGUGAGUUAACAGCAAGUAAGGAUUGA
This is a messenger RNA of Corylus avellana, 915 nucleotides long. Its product is annotated as protein SOSEKI 5-like. The record is from RefSeq and is a predicted model, not a curated record. NCBI's taxonomy places the organism in Eukaryota, Viridiplantae, Streptophyta, Magnoliopsida, Fagales, Betulaceae.